This is a messenger RNA of Schistosoma mattheei, 1390 nucleotides long. The record is from the annotation of a GenBank genome assembly. Lineage: Eukaryota; Metazoa; Platyhelminthes; Trematoda; Strigeidida; Schistosomatidae.
UUAAAUAUUGUACAAAUGUUGUUUCCUAUUUUAUGGUACGAUGUGGGUUGUUUGCUUGGUAUAUAAAUAGAGUAUGUUUGAAAUACAAUGAUUCAUAACUCAGAGGCUGUGACUUGCGUUCUUCACUCAACUGGCUGGGACAGACAGCGAAGCGGGACCAAUCAGGGCACUAGGUCGUUCAUACGUGUUUUCCGUGUCUACUGUAAUCGAUCGAUAUAAACGCUGUCUAGCAUAACCUGCAGUCCCACACGCGUUACAACAAUUGGCGACGGGGUAGAGAGAAUUUUGAACCCUGUAAUUGGACGAGAUUCAGUAUAAUUGUUCUGACCAAUCAGUAUCCAGAUUUUUCGUCGGCGUCCUUGGGAGUCAUUGGUUGUUAGUUGAUUACAGUAUUUCUCAUUACUCUGCUGAUUCAGAAAAUGACUAUCCCCUCCGAUCAAUUGCAGAUACUACUAGAUCGUUUCAAAGAGAGCCAGUUGAAAGUUUUGGACUAUAUGCGCACGCGACUGCUAAAUCUCCCGUGUUUCGGAGAUGUGAAAGAGGUUGACGAAUUAAUUUCUCACCUGCAUACUGAACUCGAGAAUGACUGCAGGACAUAUGAAGAUGAAAACAAAAGCCUCUAUGAAUCCCUUAUGAUCAGUAAUGCAAACGUGGCAGUCGCGCAUGAUCCGUCCAGAGAUCCAGAAUUGUCCAAUUCAGAAACAUGCCCUGUUGUGGGUUCAAAUCCCACUGUGCCUGAAACAUGUGAGGUAUCCAGCUUACAAGAAGAACCUCUCGUGCCAGAAAAUGUUUCCCGUGCAUCAAAUGAUGGUCAGAAAUCUAAUAUGAAUUUCAAAGAUGCUGUUUGUUUUAGUGACCUAUUAUCCAGUGAUCGCAUUUUGAAGAGGUCUGAAGAAUAUGUUGCACAAAAAUCAAACCUUAAUGACGUCAUGUCUGGUGUCGCUAAUCCUUAUCAUCUAGUCAGUUUUAGUGAACCCUCUACUCAAUGCGCGAAAUAUGCUUUAAAUAGAAUCAGACUGAUUGUUGCUUGGGUAUAUGAGGACCCAACGUUAUUUCGCGGGGGAGGACGGACGCAGAAAAUUUUAAAGUCCAGAUAUUAACUCCGGAUCUUUCAAAAAAGGGGAGGUGUUAGGAUAGUCGGAAAAAUAUACCAAUAAUUAUCGUGUUAAGUCUAUGGUGUCCUUGGACCUUAAAUGUACAUUUCUUAUUGGUCGAUGUUUAUUUCACUUGUUAAAUAUUGUACAAAUGUUGUUUCCUAUUUUAUGGUACGAUGUGGGUUGUUUGCUUGGUAUAUAAAUAGAGUAUGUUUGAAAUACAAUGAUUCAUAACUCAGAGGCUGUGACUUGCGUUCUUCACUCAACUGGCUGGGACAGACAGCGGAGCGGGACCA